AUGUGUGUGAUAUAGAAGUGUAAAGCAUUUAACUUUUCAUACCAAAAUGCUGAGCUCAUCAUAGAGCGUAGAAAAGUUCUGCCAGCAGCAGCAGCAGCAGCGAAAGGAGCCUUUGCCCCCCCCCACCAAACUGCGCCCGUGUCGAGUGUUGGCCUGUUGUUUGUGAUGUUAUGUUUAUGGUAAUGAGAAAGGUGAUAAUUUGUGUGACCAAGCGCCUUAAAGGCUGUUGAGCAAUGCGCAGCGGCCGGAGGCAGACGACAACAGCCUUACCCUAAGCCAGAGCCAAAAUUCAAAUAGGAAUUGCGACCGCAGGCAGCAGCAGCAGCAGCUGAAAGCACUUUACGUCCGGGUUAAGAUAACGUUAAGCAAAAGCUACGGCUGCACAACGACAACAACAACGACGAGGACGACGACCAGGACCAGGUCGACGACUAGAAAGCGCACAUGGCGAGCUGGAGCUGGAGCAUCUUGUGCGCAACGCUGUUGGCCGGCCUCACGUUACUCACGGUGACCCAUACGGUGCGCAUUACCAAUCUCCGGGUGCCGCACACUUACACACUCGAACGUGAUAAUGAGCCCGAUCCUUUGGUGUUGGACUGCGAGUACGAGAUGGGGCCAAGGGAGAAGGGCUUUGUGCUCAAGUGGCUGUUCAAUAAUCACUCCAUCUAUCAAUGGAUACCAUCCGUAAAGGGUUUUGCCAUGGGCUUCAUGAAGGCAAAGAUAGACACCAAAAUAUUCACCAUGGAGGGCAGUCCCGGUGUUAUAUCGAUAAAGAAUCCCGACUGGAACAUGACGGGGGAAUACACCUGUGCCGUGCAAACCUUUGAGUCCACGGAUAAGCGAAGUGCCCGCUUACAAAUAAUCGUUCCUGAGUCGGAUUUCAUGCUGGAGGCACGCAUGGGUGGCGAGCAGACAGACGUGGACAUAAUGUGUGCCGUGCAGAAUGUUUUCCCCCAGCCGGUGCUAUCCGUCAUUUUUGAUACACAUAUACUGGACUCGGUGCUGACGCAAUUGGAUCAGAAUCCCAGUGGCCUGUACAGCAUGACAGUGCGGACGCGCAUUCCUAGAGAUCAACUCGAAUCACCCACACCGAUCACAUGUGCGUUUUUCCUGCUCGGCACUAACUAUACCAAGCGCAGGGAAACUAUUUUCUAUGAUAAAGCCACAAAUAUACAACGCAAAUGGACAACAGUCGCCGUAGUUAUGUCGAUCGCAUCUUUAGCUUUAAGCAGUUAGUUUGGUAGUGUUUUUUGUAGGCUAUGUACGUAUUUGUUUUUAUGUUCGUAUAGAAUGUUUAAAAAGAAUUUCAUUUUUAAAUAGAAUUUUAAAACGAUAAACGUAAUUUUUUGCGGUAUUUUUAAAAAAGCGCUUAUUUUGUAAAUGCAUGUAAAUGUAAGAGAAACGAAUGAUACACACACACGCAUACAGUAAUACACACAUAUACACACACAUACACUCAAAUACAUACAAAAGUAAGAAAGAAAA
Messenger RNA from Drosophila hydei, 1485 nucleotides. RefSeq lists its product as uncharacterized. The transcript is spliced from 6 exons. NCBI's taxonomy places the organism in Eukaryota, Metazoa, Arthropoda, Insecta, Diptera, Drosophilidae. The record is from RefSeq and is a predicted model, not a curated record. The coding region runs from base 445 to 1236 and encodes 263 amino acids.